Messenger RNA from Prunus armeniaca (apricot), 384 nucleotides. NCBI's taxonomy places the organism in Eukaryota, Viridiplantae, Streptophyta, Magnoliopsida, Rosales, Rosaceae. The record is from the annotation of a GenBank genome assembly.
AUGAUCCUUGAACGCAAGAGGAGGACCUCAGCUAGCCAUGUCGUUUUGCCUGUCUUCUACGAUGUGGAUCCAUCCCAUGUAAGGAAGCAGACAGGAAGUCUUGCAAAGGCAUUUGCUAGACACCAAAAAACUCAACCGCUGAAGAAGAUGAAGGCAUGGAGGGAGGGACUUGCAGAGGUUGCAGAUCUGACAGGGAUGGUCUUGCAAAAUCAAGCUCAUGGAGAAGUGAAAAUAUCUGCACAUGAGAAGAAAGAAGAAAAAACACCUAUGCAGCCAAGCCAACAAAAGAAAAAUACCCUUCCUGAAGACAUCGAUGAAAAACCAAGAACCAGUGAAGAGAGAAGUUCUACCACCAUCAGUGUAUAUCUUAGUGUAUUACCAUAG